GCAACUUCAUUCCUGAGACUGGGCUGGUAACUUUCUGGGACGCAUGUGUCAUGGAGGCAGUGACAAGCAAACAGGAACUGAACGAGCUCUGAUACGAAACCGAAUUUGAUCACAGGUGAAAUCAGUUUUUAUCUGAGAUUCAUGGAGCCAACGAACCUACAGAAAGCGAUUGCAAUUGCUCAGAAGGCUUCACAGGAAGACCAGACUGGAAACUAUGAAGAAGCUAUUAGGUCCUAUCAACAUGCAGUCAAGAUCUUUCUGCACAUUCUGAAACGUGAGCCCCAGGGCAAGGAUGGAAACCAGAAGAUAAGAGACAGCUGUAAGAAAUACCUGGACAGAGUGGAAGAACUGCAGGCCUACUUAGAUAAUAAACAGAAAGCUAUUGAUCUUGCCAGCAAAGCAGCCCAGGAGGACAAAGCACAAAACUUCGAAGAGGCUCUACGAUUGUAUCAGGCCGCUGUCCAGUACUUCCUUCAUGUUGUAAAAUAUGAAGCUCAGGGAGACAAAGCGAAACAGAGUAUACGAGCAAAAUGUGCUGAAUACCUGGACAGAGCUGAGAAGUUGAAGGAAUAUCUAAAGAAGAAAGAAAAAGCUCCUCCCUCCAAGCCCGUUAAAGAAUCUGGGAGUGAAGACAAAGGAAAUGAAAGUGAUGAAGGUGAUGAUCCAGAGAAAAAGAAGUUCCAAAAUCAGCUCUCAGGUGCAAUUGUUAUGGAGAAACCAAACAUUAAAUGGAAUGAUGUUGCUGGUCUUGAAGGAGCAAAAGAAGCUUUAAAAGAAGCUGUUAUUCUUCCAAUCAAAUUCCCCCACCUUUUUACAGGUAAGAGAACUCCUUGGAGAGGGAUUUUGCUCUUUGGACCUCCAGGAACAGGAAAGUCAUAUUUGGCGAAAGCCGUAGCUACAGAGGCAAACAAUUCAACCUUCUUCUCCAUCUCCUCAUCUGACCUCGUCUCUAAGUGGCUUGGGGAGAGUGAAAAGCUGGUAAAAAAUCUUUUUUGCCUGGCACGAGAACACAAACCUUCAAUCAUUUUCAUUGAUGAAAUUGACUCUCUCUGUGGCUCCCGAAGUGAAAAUGAGAGCGAGGCUGCCCGUCGUAUAAAGACAGAAUUUUUGGUGCAGAUGCAAGGAGUGGGCAAUAAUAAUGAUGGAGUGUUAGUACUUGGAGCAACAAACAUACCCUGGACUUUAGAUUCAGCUAUUCGAAGAAGAUUUGAAAAGAGGAUUUACAUCCCGCUGCCUGAAGAGCAUGCCCGCUCCUUUAUGUUCAAGCUCCAUUUGGGGGCCACUCCCAACAGUCUUUCAGACUCAGACUUUGUAACUCUGGGCAAGAAGACAGAUGGUUACUCUGGGGCAGAUAUCAGCAUUAUUGUUCGAGAUGCUUUGAUGCAGCCAGUUCGAAAGGUCCAAUCUGCAACCCACUUCAAAAGGGUAAGAGGGCCAUCAAGGAAUGAUCCAAACAUACUUAUGGAUGACCUUUUGACACCUUGUUCACCUGGCGAUCCCAACGCUAUUGAAAUGACAUGGAUGGAGGUGCCAGGAGAGAAGCUUUUGGAGCCAGUGGUGUCCAUGCCUGACAUGCUGAGAUCUCUGUCCAAUACGAAGCCAACUGUAAAUGAUCAAGACCUGGAGAAGCUGAAAAAGUUCACAGAGGAUUUUGGUCAGGAGGGCUAAAUACACAGUUAAACUUAACCAAGCCAAAGCAAUGUAUUUGUGGUCAUCUUUACUUGUGUUUCUCUCUGUCCUGGCCUAUUUUUUUGGAAAUUACUGGCCAUGAUAAUAUGCCUUUCUUCUCUCCUAAGAAUGGACUGUGUGUAUUUUAAUUUAAGAGAUUUAAAAUGGCCCUGCAUAUAAAUUGGUAAUAUUUUUUGCAUUUUAAAAGUAAAGUAAACAAAGAUUACAGAAAAAGGCACCCAGUGACUAAUAGACUCUCAGUGAUUGCCUCACUCAACGUAAGUGCCCCUUAUGUGCUCUAUGCGUUAUAUAAGGAAACAUUUUCUAGCCUGUACUGUACUUUGAGGAAUGUAUUUGGACUAGGAGAGUGGUGUUAAGUGUGUAUUUUCUGUUUUUCAGAUUUUUUGAGGAAUAUCAAGUUUCUUAGGUCAGGAUGUUUGUAGAGUUUGACCCAGGGAAAACUUUGCAUUGUGUUUCAGUAGUUUUUUGUUUACUGUUUUUAAUUCAACAUGGUUAAAGGGGUGAAACACCAAAGGUGCCAGACCAGCAUUAUUUUAAACUCACUAGAUAUGAAAUGCUAAAUCACGAUAUGCUUUUCUCCACAUUCUUUUGUACAUAUAUUUUAUUCUAUGUACAAAUUAGGUUUUUGUUCAUUAAAUGAACAGGAAUAUUUUUCCUGCUAACAUGUAGCCUUACAUUAUGCAAAUUUUAAUAUGUAAGGCAAUACAAUACAUGUUAAAGCUCAGAUUUUCUUUUAUUUUUAUAACAUAGGAAAAGUUCAAGAAUAUGCGGCAUGUAGCCAUACAUUGGAGUGUGCCUUCUACAUGCAGAAGUUUUUGGUCAAUUAAAUGCUUGAUCAUAGCUUAAAUAGACUAUAACACUUGCACAUUUCAUGUAUGCUCUAGUAGAUCUUGUAUACAACUGAACUUCGCUCUCAUCAGGUCGACUUUAUUUCUGUUUGGGAAUAUUAUCUUAUUUCACUGUAAAUGUCUACUUAUUAUAGUCAACAUAGAAAUCUUUUCUAAGUGAAAAGGUCUGUAUAUCACACACUAUAUUUCCAUAUUGUAAAUAAAGGUUAAAGCUGAAGGUGG
Boleophthalmus pectinirostris (great blue-spotted mudskipper) is the source of this 2759-nucleotide messenger RNA. RefSeq names its product vacuolar protein sorting 4 homolog B (gene vps4b). The record is from RefSeq and is a predicted model, not a curated record. The transcript has 13 exons. Gene Ontology annotation, biological process: vacuole organization; endosomal transport. NCBI's taxonomy places the organism in Eukaryota, Metazoa, Chordata, Actinopteri, Gobiiformes, Gobiidae. Gene Ontology annotation, molecular function: ATP hydrolysis activity; ATP binding. The coding region runs from base 142 to 1668 and encodes 508 amino acids.